This is a messenger RNA of Xenopus laevis (African clawed frog), 6367 nucleotides long. RefSeq names its product prickle planar cell polarity protein 2 S homeolog (gene prickle2.S). Bases 756 to 3257 code for a protein of 833 amino acids. The record is from RefSeq and is a predicted model, not a curated record. Gene Ontology annotation, cellular component: plasma membrane. Lineage: Eukaryota; Metazoa; Chordata; Amphibia; Anura; Pipidae. The transcript is spliced from 8 exons. Gene Ontology annotation, molecular function: zinc ion binding.
GAGGGUUAUUGAUUUGUUAGGAAAGUCUGAUUUCCAUGUAAAUGAAUGAUAUGAGCCGGGGCCAGUGACAAUUGAGAGUGUCCCAGAGCCGACUCUCUUUUGCUGACAUCACUGGGAGUCAUUAGUAUUCAGGAGAUGGGAAGGCUGCUACAGAAUAGGAUCCUGACUCACAGAGAGAGCUGGCAAUUAAACUUGAUGGGGCUGAAUAUUUCCUUUACAAGAUCUUGGAGAGCAAAUUGGACCUAACGCUGCCUUUGCUACAAAGGGUCAUUUGGAAGAGAGCUCCGGGGUGUGCUGGAUUUGUUGGGAUUGAAAAAGGGAAGGGGGGAAACAAAAAGGCUCUAGUUCUAAAAGAGACCCUUUAAACAGCAGCACAGCCUUCUCCAAAGAGGGCAGGAAUCAUUGUUGUACUGUUGAUGCUUCCCAACAGCACAUUCCCUUUCAGCCAGCAGUAUGCUCAGUGUGCGCGGCUACUCGGAGAGGCUUUGACAAAAGCCGGCUGCUCAUUUCUACAGAAAGACGGUCUCCCUGGGUCGGUCAUGCUGGGAGAGGAGAGGUAACCCCCUUGUGUUCCUUUGCACAGCCGAAAAAGGUUUGUUGUGCCAGCGACAUGGAAAAGAGAAUCAAACUGUAAAAACUAAGCAGCUCGCGGAUCUGGCAGCAACUCCCUGCAGCCUGGGGUCUUCAGCCGUACCAGGAAUAGGAAGAUUUGUCUGCAUUGUAAGUGCCCGCGGGAGGAACACAGCGCCACGGCAAUGCCCCUGGAGAUGGAGAAAACUAUGAACAAGCUGAUGUUUGACUUUCAAAGGAAUUCCACCUCCGAUGAUGACUCCGGUUGCGCCCUGGAAGAAUACGCCUGGAUUCCUCCCGGACUGAAACCAGAACAGGUUCACCAGUAUUACAGCUGCUUACCAGAUGAUAAAGUCCCUUACGUCAAUAGCCCGGGAGAAAAAUCAAGAAUUAAGCAGCUUCUGCACCAGCUGCCUCCGCAUGACAAUGAGGUCCGGUAUUGCAAUUCGUUGGAUGAAGAGGAAAAGCGAGAGCUAAAACUGUUUAGCAACCAAAGAAAAAGAGAGAAUUUAGGAAGAGGCAAUGUCAGACCUUUCCCAGUAACGAUGACUGGUGCCAUCUGUGAGCAGUGUGGUGGUCAGAUCAAUGGAGGGGACAUGGCUGUCUUUGCAUCGAGAGCGGGGCAUGGAGUAUUCUGGCACCCUCAGUGCUUUGUGUGCAUCAUCUGCAAUGAAUUGCUGGUUGACCUAAUCUACUUCUACCAGGAUGGAAAGAUCUACUGCGGCAGGCACCAUGCCGAGUGUUUGAAGCCUAGGUGUGCGGCAUGUGAUGAGAUUAUUUUUGCAGAUGAAUGCACUGAAGCUGAAGGAAGACACUGGCACAUGAAGCACUUUUGUUGUUUUGAAUGUGAAACCGUACUGGGGGGCCAGCGGUAUAUCAUGAAAGAAGGACGCCCCUACUGCUGCAACUGCUUUGAGUCUCUCUAUGCCGAAUACUGCGACACAUGUGCACAGCAUAUAGGUAUUGACCAGGGACAGAUGACCUAUGAUGGCCAACACUGGCAUGCAACUGAGAACUGUUUCUGUUGCGCUCACUGUAAAAAAUCCCUUCUAGGACGGCCUUUCUUACCCAAACAAGGUCAGAUUUUCUGCUCCAGAGCAUGCAGUGUGGGAGAAGAUCCAAACGGCUCAGACACUUCCGAUUCCGCCUUUCAGAACGCAAGAGCAAAAGAAUCCCGGCGUAGUGCUAAGAUUGGAAAGAACAAAGGAAAGCUCGAGGAUGGCAACGUGAACCAGUGUGGCCCCUUGCAUGUGACUUCUAACAGACUUUCUGCUGAUGUGGACCCCCUUUCUCUGCAGAUGGAUUUGCUAAGUGUAUCUAGUCAGAACCCAAGCUUGAACAGGGAUCAGCUGUGGAGGAGCAGAGAUGAGCUCUACCACUACGGCAACAAGAUCGAGAGAAGCCAGUCCCAGAGUCCCCUGCAACUUCUCAGUCAGUGCAACAUAAGGACUUCUUAUAACACUGGCCAGGGGGCUGGGGCCCAGUCUGAUAUGUGGGCAAAACAUUUCAACAACCAGAAAAGAAGCCUGUCCAUGAUGGGCCACAGUGAAAGCUUCUCUCAGGAAAGCAGGGAAGACUAUUACCAAGGCAGGGUGAGGCAACAGGAGAGCUUCAGCGACGCGUCCAACCACAGUUUUAACGAGGCGAGAUCCAGUCUCAGAGUUCCCAAGUUUGAGGAAAAGAAACCGAUCAACCCACAGCAGUGUCGAUCCAGGCAUCCAAUCAAUGCACUUAAAUUCACCGAAGGGUUGACCCCUACGGAACAAACUCCCCGUGGAUCAAUGGAAUCUCUAGCCCUCUCCAAUGCCACAGGUGCAUCUGCAGAUGGGGGUCCUAAACGUCAGGAACAUCUGUCUCGAUUUUCCAUGCCAGACCUGAGCAAAGAUUCCGGGAUGAAUGUUUCCGAAAAACUGAGCAACAUGGGAACGUUAAACUCCUCUUCUCAGUUCCGGAGUGUUGAGUCGGUCCGAAGCCUGCUGUCUGCGCAACAGUAUCAAGAUUUGGCUCCGAAUCUUAGCGACUUGGCAAACUCAGGCAAAUACAGGGACCUUGCACCCCAUUCAAGGCUACACCAUGGGUUUACUUUUGAUGCUGGGAUGUCCAUGAAUGAAUUGCCUGCUCAGAAUAAUCUUAAGUUGACCCCAAUGAGUGAGAGGACAAGAAGGAGAAGUCAAGCCCGUGAUAAUGAGCAACACUAUCGACAUCAUCGCCAGAGAAGGUCAAGGCGUUCCCGUUCUGAUAACGCCCUCCACUUGGCUACCGAGCAGUGUAAUAAAAUCAAGGAGAAGCCACUAGCGAGAACUAGGGAGGAGUAUGAGCGGCUCAUGCAACAGAGGGGCGUUAGGGAUUCCAUGGAUCAAGCUGCUCGAAGAGAAAUGUACAACCGUUAUCAGAGGACUGCUUCCGACCUUGCUUUACAAAACCAUCUCUAUGACAGAUGGGGGCAGCACAUGAACGACUACGACUGGUGUUCCACCUGCUCCUCCUCUUCAGAGUCUGACAAUGAAGGAUACUUCUUAGGAGAGCCCAUUCCGCAGCCUACCAGACUAAGAUAUGUUACCAGCGAGGACCUUAUCCAUCAGUACGGCCAAUGCUCUGGAGGCAUUCCUAAGUCUUCCACUUUGGGUGGCCGAGGUCAGUUGCACAGUAGAAAGAGGCGAAAAAGCAAAAAUUGCAUCAUCUCAUAGGGACGAAUCGCAAUGCAGCGCCCCAGAAAUGCACACGAACAACACACACAGACUUGCACUGCUCUACAUUGUGAACUUUUAUUUUAUACCAAAUGAUACAAGUGCAAAAUCCCUUUAUUUAAAACUUCAGACUGAGGUGGAACAUUAGAGUCUAAAUUAAAGGGGUCGUUCACCUUCCAAACACUUUUUUUUUUCAGCGCAAUGGUUUUCAGAUUGUUCACCAUAAACAAAGCCUUUUUUUAAAUCACUUUCCAUCUGUUAUUUUUUUUUACCGUUUUCCCAAAAAAUUUAAGUUUAAUGUUCCUAAUGUUUCAGUCUGGCAGCUCAGUGAUCCAGGAACAUUCUGAACUGUUACGAUUUGCUCCAUGAGUGGUCUCAUUUCUCAGCAGCAUCUGUGGAAUAUGAGCAAGAAAUUCUAACAGUUGCAUUUAAUGAAACUCAGGGAUUCUGCUCAGCAGGGACAAAGAUAAGAACUGGAUCGACUAAUGGAUCAAUUUAAAACGGUUACAGGGUCCGCGACCCGCUCCCCCUGCCAGAGCUGCUUUAGAAGGUGAAAGAUGAAACUUUACACUUUAAUAUUAGAAAAACGGUCACAAAUAGAAAAUAGAAAGUAUUUGGAAAAAGUCUUUAUUUCUGGUGAACAAUCUGAAACUGAACUGAAAAUAGUGUUUGAACGUGAGUUGACUAAUCUUCAUAGUUCCUAAAGUCAGACCCCAAACCCUUGGGUCCGCACCUUUCACUUGGAUGUAAGUGCCUCGUGUAAUUGUUUUUUUUAGCUCUGAGUGUGACCAACUGCAAAGCGGGAGAAGGUAGAACCAACUAAUUGCCUUCUCGGGGCUAUAUGGAACUUUUGCCUGUCAGAGCUUACGCAUUUCAAACGCAGACAGAGCCAACUGCAGCAGGAGCAUUUACAAGAUGAUAUCCGUUGAAAAAAAUCCAACGAAUUUCACGAAUCCAACAAAUAUUAUCGGUGUAGAACCUUAUUUUUGCCACUGACCAACCGAUAUAAAGUUCAGGAGGCCUGUAGAAUAAAUUAGCCCCAUUAUAGUCCACAUUUCUUUUCCUUUUUUUUCGCUUUUCCUUACGUUUUUCUCUUUUGAUUUGCACAUUUCGCUUUGGAAAGCGUCUCUCACUUUGCUACUUACAGUCCGCCAAUAUACAGUAACUAUAUAACUGCCAGGCUUCUGUACAGACCAACACCUUCUCCAGAUUGAAUGUACCCUGUAUCCAAAUGUACGCUGCUUGCCUGUAUCAUUCUAUAACAGACCCUGACGCUUGUUUUUAUUAUUUUCAUUUGCCACUUCUAUUUUUAAGUAUUUUAUUUCCUCGACAAAAAAAAAACCGCUAAUGCUUUAAGUUAUUUACGCUCUCAUUGUAAAUGGUAUGUAAAUGAAAGUUCUGAUAAACUAUUUUUGUAUUUUGUAAUAUCAAAAAUGAGUUUCUAUGUUUUAGGAUUAUAGAUCUAUAUAUAUAUUGGAUCUGCAUGCCCGGCUCAUACGUUCUCUGGUUGGUUUGGCUGGCAAACUUUUUUCUUUUAUAAAUAAGGUGUAAAUUGUGUAAUUUAUACAUUAAGGAGGCAUGGAGAGGUUGACUUGGACUUGACUUUUACCAACUGUCUCUCUUUACGCCACUCAGAGAGUGUUUGGCUUGGCAGGUAUGAUUUAUGAAGUCUAGCACCUUAUAAAUUUAGAUGUAUAUAUACAGGUAUGAGAUCCAUUAUCCGGAAACCCAUUAUCCAGAAAGCUCCCAAUUACGGGACGGCCGUCUCCCAUAGACUCCGUUUUAACCAAAUAAUUCUGAUUUUUUUUUUUUUUAAAUGAUUUCCUUUUUCUCUGUAAUAAUAAAAGCGUACCUUUUAUUUUAUCCUAGCUAAGAUAUAAUUAAAUCUUGUUAUGGGCAGAAUAAUUCUAUUGGCUUUAUUCAAUGUUUAAAUGAUUUUUUAGUGGCUUAUGGUAUGGAGAUCCAAAUUUUGCAAGGACCCCAUUCAGUGGUGUAACUAGAGUGCACUGGGCACCCCUGCAAACAAAAUCUUCAGAGGGGCCCAGCGCACUCUAAUCCUCCAUCCUCCCGCCCACUUCCCGCCCCACCUCAACCACACCCAACCCCGCCCACUCCCGCCUGACUUGCGUCCCCCUUCCUCGUUGCAGGUAAGAGGGCGUUUGGGGAGGAGGUGUUUUUUAUUGGCUAUUGAGGAAGCAGACCCCACAGUCCAGGCCCUGGACUAUUAUAUUUACACCACUGUACCCCUUAUCCAGAAAACCCCAGGUCCAGAGUAUUCUGGAUAACAGGUCCCAUACCUGUGUGUAUGUAUAUACAUAUAUACACACACACAUAAUACAAGGUGAUUUCAGGCAACAUAACCUGACACAAUUCCAGGCCGUUCUGCUGAAAACCCACCAAAGGACACUCAAAUUUCUAUUCAGCAUUGGAAUAGGACACCGCCGUCAAAAUAGAGAAUCCUGAUUGAGCGUGCGGAACACUAACUCGUAUAUGUAUAAUGCUUCAGUCUUCCCGGCCAAAAGCAUUCUGGCUCUGGCUCUAGUUGACAAUUUAUUUUCUUCCUCUCUUAGGGUUUAUAUUAAGGAAAAAGUCUCUUGCUGACCUAGUUUGUAGGUUUUUUUUUUUUUAAAGCUAAAACUAUAGCAACUUCAUUCUUCCCUGUUACAAAACAUGGCCAUCAAAUCCAACAGGGAGACUUUCCUUUUUCAAUUUUUUUUGCCUCCUCCAGAUCUCCAGUGGAAUUACAGAUGCAAGAGGGUGCACCAAUAAGAAUCCAGUUACCUGGCCCAUAUACUGCAUAUGGGUUAUGAGAUUUGUUAUCCAGAAAACCCAUUAUCCAGAAAGCUCUGAAUUACAGGAAGGCCAUCUCCCAUGGACUCCAGGGUCUAUCUAAUGUUUAAAUGAUUUUCUUGUAGAAUUAAGGUAUGAAGAUCCAAAUUAUGGAAAAACCCAGGUCCUGAGCAUUCUGGAUAACAGGUCCCAUACCUGUAUUUAUUUAUAUAUAUAUAUUGAACCUUUUGCACAAGUAAGCCCUGCCUAAUGUCUAGGAAGAAUAUUGUGCAAUUUUGGUUUGGCCAAAGUUCAUUGCUGCAAGAGUAGCAAACAAGUAG